This is a messenger RNA of Benincasa hispida (wax gourd), 1185 nucleotides long. RefSeq names its product RNA-binding protein-like RNA recognition motif protein. The record is from RefSeq and is a predicted model, not a curated record. NCBI's taxonomy places the organism in Eukaryota, Viridiplantae, Streptophyta, Magnoliopsida, Cucurbitales, Cucurbitaceae. Gene Ontology annotation, molecular function: RNA binding.
AAAGAUUUUCUUUUGAAAAAUUUAGUCGUGGAACUUGGAGUUGGAGUGGAGGUCAAAAUUACGAUGCCCUACGAGUGUCGCUACUGAACUCGGCAACCCUCUUCUUCUUCUUCUUCAUACAAAUCGUAAUCUCAACUUCCGAAGUUGCCUUCUAAGCUUUGAUCUGAAUCGGUUUUGAUCUUGAGUUCUUGUGUCGAAAGUUAUGGUGGUUUAAUCAUCGCACAGUUCUUGAAAUGGGGGCGAAGCAUAUUGAAUGAACGUGACCUUUGAAUAUUGUUGGACAAGAAUGUAUACUUUGAAAAGUAAUUGAGAUGGAGGAAGAGCCUAGGGGUUUAGACGGUACGAAGGAUAUGCACGACAUCCAGAAAGAUUCUCAUACCUUGUGGAACUGAACUUACAAAUUUGCUAUCUUAUGGUUAUGGAUUCAAAUGGUUUUGUUGAUGAGAAGUGUGAAAGCAAACUUUAUAUUGGUAAUCUUGACCUCAGAAUUACGGAAGCGGCUCUCAUUAAACUGUUUUCUCCUUAUGGGAAGAUAAUAUCUGAGGAUUUCUUGUGGCACACUCGUGGGCCAAAGCGUGGAGAGCCACGAGGAUUUGCCUUCAUUGAAUACAGCUCCAAGGAGGAAGCUAAAUUGGCUAAAGAGAAGAUGCAUGGAAAAUUAGCUUGCGGUCGUCCAUUGGUCGUCCGCCUCGCUAGUGAAAGGUUCAUAACCAACACAACAAAUGAUACUUCAAGAGCAGCAGGCGAGUCAAGCAAAUCGAGACUCGGUGGCAGCAAUUACAGACAGAUGACUCGCAGCGAUAAGAUUGCUGCCAUAAAGAAUAAAUUGAGAGCUUUGGAAGGAGGUGGGGAGAGCUCUAGUGUGAAAAAACAGAAGCAAGACAAUAUGAUAAGUCAUCUCUCAAGACAUCCCGAUGUUGAAGAAAACUGAGAUUGGUAGCUUGUAUUUACCCAGAUCUCUUUCUAUUGUCACUAAACUUCUAUAGGAAAAUCUGAUGCAUAGUGUUAAAGUUUAAAUAUGAUGCUGAUAUACAUAGCCUGAUCGUCUAUGGCCUGAUAUUCUGGAUAUGCGUCUCUCCUUUCUUUUUCUUUCUAUUUUUAGACAACAAAGUGGGGAAUCGAACUCGGGUGGUGUCACGUGACCACCACAAUGAAAGAGAAAUUGCAAAAAUAUUUGAAUUCAUA